Messenger RNA from Alternaria atra, 1206 nucleotides. RefSeq lists its product as uncharacterized. The transcript has a single exon. Bases 1 to 1206 code for a protein of 401 amino acids. Lineage: Eukaryota; Fungi; Ascomycota; Dothideomycetes; Pleosporales; Pleosporaceae. The record is from RefSeq and is a predicted model, not a curated record.
AUGGCUCGCCAGGUUUCGCUUGCUUCAGGCUCGAUUGACCAAACGGUCACCCCUGCACGCAGACGAAAUGCAAGCAAAAGACUGAAUGCUUCCUUUCAAACACCAGAGACAUCAUCAAUCACCAGGUCAGACUCGCCCAGAACACCAGGUUCUACGCCAGAAACCCCGAUCUUGAUAGACUCGGACGACGAAAGAAACAAUACACCUACCAAGCAAAAGCAGCCGAGUAAUCGACCUUCACCAAACAGCUCAGGGAGGAUCCCAAGAUUCGGGCAACUGGACAUUCCAGUCCGCGCUAAGCAUACGACGAGUCUGAGUGCUAGAGAAGAAGCCCAGGACAGCAAAGGCAACGAGGAUAGAACGAGUGAUGCCCAAGUGGACAAAGAAGAUACUAGUAACUGCACACAGCUGGUACAUGCUAGACUGGGCUCAGUCGCUUGUGAGAAACUUCCAAAAUCUGAAGAGGAGGGCCAUCUAUACAUCUUCCAUGAUCCGAAGCACAAGGGUGCAGUCAAGCUUGGAUAUUCAAAAGAUCCCAAUAGACGUACCAAGGAACACGAAAAAUGCGACCUCGAUUUGUUCUUCGUCCAUAUCUCAGGGCGGGUCAAAGCAAUGAAACGUGCAGAGCAGCUCAUCAAGGCCGACUUGAGGCACUUGCGGAGGCCAUGGAAGUGCUCUACUUGCAAGCAUACUCACGAAGAAUGGUUCGAGAUCGAUGAAGAGACAGCAAAAGAAAGAGUGUCUCUUUGGGUCGAUUGGAUCAACGAUUGCGAUCCCUAUGAUACGCGUGGAAACAUCAAACCACUCUGGAGGUACCUGAUAGAGUAUGGGAGGAAACCCCGAGAAGAUCUUGGCACUAAGAAUCACGAAGCUCGAUGGAGACACUGGAACUGGGUCUUGUCAGAGCCUGUACCUACCGACAUACUGGGAUUCCAAAAGCACGAGAAGAAGUUCAGCAGUAUCAGGAGGCGGACGAUGCCGUCACAGUGGGAUGGCAGCGACCAAAUUGCUCUUACCCAUCAGCAGACUGUCACACAUGUUGACGAAACCUCGAUCGAAGCACUGAAGGCGUUGGGAAUUAGCCAGUUCCUUCAUGCAGCAACACAAAGGGCAUCAACGGGCGGUAUUAAUUGGACGCUGAACAUAAACGUCCAGUGUGAGGCUCAUGUUUCUCAAGAGAAACUCUCAGCCAAGGGGUCUUCAUGA